Messenger RNA from Coniosporium apollinis CBS 100218, 1251 nucleotides. Its product is annotated as alpha 1,2-mannosyltransferase. Gene Ontology annotation, biological process: cell wall mannoprotein biosynthetic process; protein N-linked glycosylation; protein O-linked glycosylation. Gene Ontology annotation, cellular component: Golgi apparatus; membrane. Bases 1 to 1251 code for a protein of 416 amino acids. The transcript has 4 exons. Gene Ontology annotation, molecular function: alpha-1,2-mannosyltransferase activity. The record is from RefSeq and is a predicted model, not a curated record. NCBI's taxonomy places the organism in Eukaryota, Fungi, Ascomycota, Dothideomycetes.
AUGGCGGGCACACAACGCUACCUGCGAUACAUUGUUUUCGCCUUCGCUUGCCUUGUCCUCAUCUUCUUCAUCUCCUCUUCCUCCUCCGUUGGCCAGGGCUCUCUCAAGAGUCCCAAGGAGAUCCUAAAAGAACAGUCCGCAAACUGGCGAGGCUCACACCAAGACGAGGCCCACGAUUCCGAGAAGCCCACACAGGAUGCUCCUGCUAAAGCGUCCGCUACCGCUGGCACGACGCCAAAUACCCACGCCCUACCUCCCGCGACCGCACCCGGCGAGCGCAUGAACGCGACCUUUGUUACGCUAGCCCGCAAUGGAGACGUCUGGGAGAUUGCCCGGAGUAUCCGGCAGGUCGAGGACCGGUUUAACCGCAAGUUCAACUACGACUGGGUCUUCCUGAACGACGCUGAGUUCGAUGACACCUUCAAGAAGGUCACCACAUCCCUCGUGUCUGGAAAGACAAAGUAUGGAAAGAUUAGCACCGACCACUGGUCCUUCCCCUCGUGGAUCGACCAAGAAAAGGCCGCGAAGGUGCGCCAGGAGAUGAAGGAGAAGAAAAUUAUCUACGGCGACAGCGUCAGCUACCGACACAUGUGCCGCUAUGAGUCCGGCUUCUUCUUCCGGCACCCGCUCAUGCUCGAUUACGAGUGGUACUGGCGUGUGGAGCCGAGUAUCGAGCUGUUCUGCGACAUCGAGUACGACACGUUCAAGUUCAUGGCCGAGAACAAGAAGAAGUACAGCUUCGUGCUGAGUCUGUAUGAGUAUGUCGAGACGAUUCCGACGCUAUGGGACGCGACCAAGAGCUUUAUCGAGAAAUUCCCGCAGCAUAUUGCUCAGAGCAAUAGCAUGGCUUUCCUGAGCGAUGAUGAGGGCAAGACGUAUAACCAUUGCCACUUCUGGUCCAACUUUGAAAUCGGCAACCUGAACUGGCUGCGUUCAGACGCCUACAUCGACUUCUUCAACCACCUUGACCAGGCCGGCGGCUUCUUCUACGAGCGGUGGGGCGACGCGCCCGUGCACUCCAUCGCCGCGGGUCUCAUGCUCAAAAAGGACGAGAUCCACUUCUUCAACGACAUCGCAUAUUAUCACGUCCCCUUCACGCACUGUCCGACAGGCGAAAAGACGCGACUGGACAACAAAUGCCACUGUAAUCCCAAAGACAACUUUGACUGGAACGGGUAUUCUUGCACAGCCCGCUACUUCGAGAUCAACAACAUGCAGAAGCCAGAGGGGUAUGAAAAGGAGCACUCAUAA